AUGAUUAAAGAAAAUAACAACGAUACUAAUAACAUAUCACCUUCUGAAAAUCCUAUCAAUAACACUUCGCCUAACUUAUCUUCUUCUACCAAUACAACCUGUUCUCCUACUCAUAACAAUACAACCUGUUCUCCUACUCAUAACAAUACAACCUGUUCUCCUACUCAUACCAAUACAACCUGUUCUUCUACUCAUGCCAAUACAACCUGUUCUUCUACUCAUACCAAUACAACCUGUUCUCCUACUUAUACCAAUACAACCUGUUCUCUUACUCAUAUAAAUACAAUCUGUUCUCCUACUCAUACCAAUACAACCCAUUCACAAUUGUCUUCUACUUCUAUUUCUACCAAUACAACCCCUGAUGCUAUGUUAACUAAUGGUGAACCUUGCGAUGAUACUGAUGGUGAACCUUGCAAUGAUACUGAUGGUGAACCUUGCGAUGAUGAAUGA
This is a messenger RNA of Racocetra persica, 450 nucleotides long. NCBI's taxonomy places the organism in Eukaryota, Fungi, Glomeromycota, Glomeromycetes, Diversisporales, Gigasporaceae. The record is from the annotation of a GenBank genome assembly.